AUGCAUCAGCUGGCAGGGGAUAAGUUAUACUCUGUAAUGGAGCAGAACAACAGUGGUGUAGAAGAUUUUUCCUUGAAUGUCUUUUCUGUCUCUCCUUAUCAGCCAAACAGAUCCGACGUCCUGGUGUCAGAUGGGGAUAAAGCCGGUGCCACUUUGCUCUUUUCAGGUGUGUUUUUGGGACUGGUGGGAAUCACUUUCACCGUGAUGGGAUGGAUAAAAUACGACGGCGUUACUCACCUUGAGUGGACUCAGUUACUGGGGCCCAUUCUGCUGUCUGUUGGGGUGACUUUUGUUCUGAUUGCUGUUUGUAAAUUUAACAUGCUUACAUGCAAGUCCUGUAAAGAAAGAGAGGAAAAUGCAUCAGACCUCGACCAGACUGCUAGUGGACAGUCCUUCGUCUUCACCGGCAUUAACCAGCCUAUAACUUUUCACGGUGCCACAGUGGUACAGUACAUCCCUCCGCCAUACCCAGCCCAGGAAGGCAUUGCUGUGAGUCCUGGCUACCUUCACCCAGUGCUCAGCUGCUGCGGUGCUGCCUCACCGAUUCCCACCCCAGGCUCUGCUCACUUCUGCUCUGCCUACCCCUUGGAUAACCCAGCUUUUACCGGAGAUGAAAACUAUUCUACCUAUCCUGCAGAGAAUACCAGGAAUCAGAGGUCGGAGGACAGCUCUGAUGAGCCAGAGGAACUGCUGGAAGACUACGUCUGUGAUGACCUGUCACCUCCACGUUAUGAGGAAAUAUACCCACUGUCUUCAUAA
Messenger RNA from Eurypyga helias (sunbittern), 759 nucleotides. RefSeq names its product transmembrane protein 174 (gene TMEM174). The transcript has 3 exons. The coding region runs from base 1 to 759 and encodes 252 amino acids. NCBI's taxonomy places the organism in Eukaryota, Metazoa, Chordata, Aves, Eurypygiformes, Eurypygidae. The record is from RefSeq and is a predicted model, not a curated record.